Molecule: messenger RNA, 751 nt
Organism: Prorocentrum cordatum
Lineage: Eukaryota; Dinophyceae; Prorocentrales; Prorocentraceae
Source: the annotation of a GenBank genome assembly
AGCCUCCCUUGCAGCCGUUUGAGCUUAUUGUGCGGUGUUGGUCAAUUUUGCCUCGUCGAGCGUGGCGCCCCCUGCUGCAGCCAGCGAUGGUGACGGCCCGCGCUCGCCGGUGGCUGGCCGCCUCCACCGCGCUGGCCGCCCUCGCGGCCUGCGCGCGGGCAGGCGCCGGGUUCGCCGCCGUGCGCCGGGGGCCUGCCUCCGCGCGCGGAGCUCGCCACGAGGCAGCUCUGCUGGCCGGGGCCGGCGCUGGCCAGGCGCCUCCUGCGGCCGCGGGCCGCACCGGCGCGGCACCCGCGGCCUGGCUGGGCGGGGUGGCCGCCGCGGCCGCGCUGGCGGGCGCGGCCGCGGCGCGGGCGAGGAGGAGCCGGGCAGCCUGCCGGGCAGGUGACUUCUCGGGCAAGGUGGCGUUCCUCUUCCCUGGCCAGGGCGCGCAGACCGUGGGCAUGGCCAAGGAGCUGACCGACGAGGUGCCAGCUGCAAAGGCGCUGUUUGAGACGGCGACCGGCAUCCUCGGGUACGACCUCCUGGAGCGGUGCGUCGACGGCCCGAAGGAGGUGCUCGACACCACCACCGUCUCGCAGCCGGCCAUUUUUGUGGCGUCCAUGGCCGCCGUGGAAAAGCUGAAGGCCCAGGAGGGCGACGGCAUUGUCGACUCGGCGACGGUCGCCAUGGGCCUUUCGCUUGGCGAGUACAGCGCGCUCUGCUUCGCCGGCGCCCUGAGCUUCGAGGACGGCGUCCGGGUCACAAAGGC